GCUCACACUUUGAGUUUGAUCGCGGUUGGAAGAGGACGUUGGGACGUUUUUGCUUUUAUUUUCUUGAUUUCAAACAAUAACACUUCGAACUUAUUAUCUGGUAAUAAUCAAACCAUGAAGGAUUUACGGAUCUUACUCCCUGCGCUGCUUUUAGUCCUUUGUUUGAUCUCAGCGUUCGCCCAGGCACAAACAUGUGAGUCCAAAAAUGGAACCAGCUGCGACGAAUGCCUUAGAAAUGUAUCAUGCCUGUGGUGUAUCCCGACCAAGUCCUGUAUCACAUACCCCGUUAGGACCAUCCUCCCCCCUCACGCGCUCUGCCCUCUGAAUGAUGCGCGCUGGGGGCUCUGCUGGAUGAACUUCCAAAUCCUGAUCAUCACUCUCUCAGUGGCCGGAGCAGUCCUCAUCCUCGCAAUCGUCAUCUGCAUGUUCUGCUGCUGCAAGUGUGAGAACAUCGGGUCCAAAAGAUUUGACGCAAAGAUGGCAAGGCAAGCCAACAAGCUGAGGACCAAACAAGAAGAGAGGAGGGCGGAGAUGAAGGAGAGACAUGAUGAGAUCAGGAAGAAAUAUGGUCUGAGUGGACAGAACCCAUACUCAAAGUUUGCCUGAGAUGCCCUGUCCUCCUCAGGAUGUGGAUCUGUGUACAUAAACACAUUUUAGCACAUUAGAACAAAAAUCCCUUUGGUCGUGACUUGUCCCAUUCUGGUCACCUGCCUGUGCUCGGUGGCAUAUGCACCAUAACCAGGUCACAGUGUAAAUAAAAGGGCUACGUAACGUGGUACGUUUUAUUGCUGCUUAACUUCAUAAUCGUCAUCCUUUUUUCAUGCUUUGAUUUUUCUGAUGUGCAUCUUAUUGUUUUAGAUGUAUCUGACAUGUAUUUUAGUAGAAAUAAAUUAUUUUUAAAAAUCU
Messenger RNA from Periophthalmus magnuspinnatus, 906 nucleotides. It is a transcript of the gene pttg1ipa, whose product is annotated as PTTG1 interacting protein a. The record is from RefSeq and is a predicted model, not a curated record. Lineage: Eukaryota; Metazoa; Chordata; Actinopteri; Gobiiformes; Gobiidae. Gene Ontology annotation, biological process: protein import into nucleus. The transcript is spliced from 7 exons. The coding region runs from base 115 to 606 and encodes 163 amino acids. Gene Ontology annotation, cellular component: cytoplasm; nucleus.